Messenger RNA from Acanthisitta chloris (rifleman), 549 nucleotides. Its product is annotated as vitelline membrane outer layer protein 1-like. The transcript has 3 exons. NCBI's taxonomy places the organism in Eukaryota, Metazoa, Chordata, Aves, Passeriformes, Acanthisittidae. The record is from RefSeq and is a predicted model, not a curated record. The coding region runs from base 1 to 549 and encodes 182 amino acids.
AUGAAGCUCCUCAUGCCAGCUACACUCAUUCUGCUCCUCCUCUGCACCCCAGGCUCGGGGGUGCGUGAAUACACCUCUGUCCUGACCGUGCCAAAUGGAGGCCACUGGGGCAGGUGGGGCAGUCAACAGUUUUGUCGCUAUGGCUAUGCCAAAGGAUUUGCAUUGAAGGUGGAACCAGCCCAGUUUGGAAAAGAUGACACUGCUCUGAAUGGCAUACGCCUGCAUUGUCAAGAUGACUCGAUCAUUGAGUCCUUGGUAGGGAGGUGGGGUGCCUGGACCAGCUUCCAAGUUUGCCCUGGAGGAUACUUGAUCUCCUUCUCACUGAGAACAGAGCAGUCCCAAGGAGGAGGUGAUGACACAGCAGCCAACAAUAUUCAGUUCAGAUGCUCAGAUGAAACUGUGCUAAUAGGUGAUGGACUGUCGUGGGGUAGCUUUGGCCCAUGGAGCAAAAGCUGCAAGAUAUGUGGUCUCCAGACCAAAGUAGAGUCCCCACAGGGGCUUCAGGAUGACACAGCACUCAACAAUGUGAAGUUCUUCUGCUGUAAGUGA